This is a messenger RNA of Trifolium pratense (red clover), 736 nucleotides long. RefSeq names its product 30S ribosomal protein S16-1, chloroplastic-like. Gene Ontology annotation, molecular function: structural constituent of ribosome. The transcript is spliced from 5 exons. NCBI's taxonomy places the organism in Eukaryota, Viridiplantae, Streptophyta, Magnoliopsida, Fabales, Fabaceae. Gene Ontology annotation, biological process: mitochondrial translation. Bases 164 to 532 code for a protein of 122 amino acids. Gene Ontology annotation, cellular component: small ribosomal subunit; ribosome. The record is from RefSeq and is a predicted model, not a curated record.
AGUAGUUUUUGUUACUCCAUUUUAAAAAUGAGAUAAGAAAAAGCACAGUAGUAUAAGAUAAGAAGAUUAGGAGGGAACGGUAACCGCUAUCACAUAAAGGGAUAGAUAGAUAGCAGCGAAACAACAUCAUUGUACCUUCGGAGCCAGCCAGUGUUGUUGAAAAAUGGUGGUGAGUAUUCGAUUAGCGAGACUUGGGUGCACACACAGACCCUUUUACCGUGUUGUUGUUGCUGAUAGCAAAUCUGCAAGAGAUGGCAAGAACAUUGAAGUUGUUGGUUACUACAAUCCUCUUGCAGAUAAAGAGGAUGAAAAAAGACUGAAUAUCAAACUUGAAAGAGUGAAGUAUUGGCUUUCUGUUGGUGCUCAACCUUCAGAAUCCGUGGAGACUCUUUUAUUUCGAUCUGGUUUACAAGUGAAACGCAAAGGUGGACUGUCUGGUGUUGAUACCCCGAACCAAGAGCAGUCAGCCAAUGACAAAGAAGCGGAUGGCGUGUCUGCAGAAGCUGUUUUUUCUAUUGGCUUACAAGUUUAACUGAGGGAAUGACAGCCGUAUGUUUGGAGAAGGCGGGUUUUGUUGUGAGUGUGUCGUCCAUUGCAAUGGAAACACUUUGAUCAAACUUUGCUCUUUGUUAAAUUGAUUUGUCAUCUUGCUGUUAUCAACUUUUUUUGUCUUCAUGAACUAACUUUGAAGAUGCCAGUGCAAUAUUUGAAUGUAGCUCAUUUGAUCUUUGCUUUA